AUGCGUGACCAAAAAAGAAUCUAUAUUUUCCUUUCUUUCUUUUUAUUUUCUUCCCUUUUCUUUCUUUCUGUCUUUCUUACCUUGUCUUUCAUUCUUUUUCUUUCUUUCGUUCUUUUCAUCAUGUUUAUUCUUUUCUUUUUCUUUCUUUUCAAGUUCAUUAUUUUCUUUCCUUUUACUUUCAUUUUUUCAUUUCUUUCUUUUUCUUUUUCUUUCUUUAGCAUUAUUUUUCUCUCUUUCUCUUUCUCUUCAUCAUUUCAUUCUUUUCCUCCUUCAUUAUUGUUAAUUAAUUAUUCAUGUUCUUUGUCAUUUACAGCUUCCGUUCUUCAUAUCUCAUCCGUUUUCCUUCUCUUUUCUUCUUCGCCAAUUCAUUUUCUUUUCUUUCUUCAACUUCUACUAUGCAUUUUAUACAAAGUAGACUUUCUUCUCCAGGUUCCACUUUUUCCUCUUCUUCUUCUUCUUCCUCUUUCUGUUCCUUCUUUUUUUUACCCUCCUUUUUUUCCUCCUCUUCUUUUUCAUCGCCCUCUUCUUAUUUUUCUCCCUUCUACUCUUCUACGCCUUACUCCUUAUUCACCUCCUCUUAUUUCUCUCCAUCUAUCUGUCUUCAAGUUCUUCUACAUCUUCCUCCUCGUUUACCUCGCCCCUUCUUCUUCUACAUCUUACAACUCCACCGCCUUAUCCUCUUCUAUUUCUUUUUCCUCCUCUAGAACUUUUUCUUCUUCUUCUUCUCUUUUCCGCUCUUUAUUUUCUUUCUCCUCUUCUUUUACAUCCUCCUCCUCUUCUUCAAAACCGUUUCAUUCUAUUGCAUUUCAUUCUCUCUUUCCUCAUUCCAUAACUUACCAUUGUUUUCACAUUUUUAUUCUUCAGUUCUUUAUUACUUUGCUUUAUUAG
Acanthosepion pharaonis is the source of this 888-nucleotide messenger RNA. The record is from the annotation of a GenBank genome assembly. Lineage: Eukaryota; Metazoa; Mollusca; Cephalopoda; Sepiida; Sepiidae.